AUGUUUGCAAAGGGGGCCGCGAGGGUUACGGCAGGCUCGUCGCUGCGGUUGGCGAACGCUGCCGUUCACCCCAAUGCAACGCAACGCUGUGUCAGCAGUAAGGCACAAUGUGAGCUUGAAACUGCCCCCAAACAACCCUGUCCCUUCGCAACACUGGGCGUGAGCAAAGACAGCAGCAUGACCGAGGUGAAGACGGCUUACCGUGUCAAGUGUCAGACCGAGCACCCCGACGUUGGUGGUAGCGAUGAGGGAUUCCGGCGCAUUAACUGCGCCUACGAAGAGUGCACCCGCUGUGUGCAGGAGCGAGAGGGUAAAAGCGGUGAGACAUCAAGAUCGUCGGCGGUAAAGAAUGACACAGGGCGUGAAGGAUGCAAAAAGCACCAACAGCGCUCGGACGAUUCGCAUGAGUCUCUGGCGGAACGUCACCGUGAGAUGCGGCAGAUGUUUUAUGGUGCUUUUGCUCGUGCUAGGACGGGUGAAGAGAUUGACGAGCUGCUGCUCCGCGCGUUGCAAAGCCACUGCUUCGACAGCAUCGACGUAAGCGAGCCCUUGGCGCUGGCGCUGAGGCACUACCACCGCGUGACGGGCUACGGUGCUCCGCACCUGGCGCGCUGCUUCGCCGCGGUGGACCGCUGGGAGCAGUACACUGAGCGCCGUGCCGGGGCAACGCUGUACCACAUCCUGCUGGUGCUCUACGCUGACAGCCCGACACCGGGGAUGGGCGCGACAGCUGUCGCUGAGAGUGUGGCGGCGGUGCUAGAGCGCAUGCGUGCAGGGGGCUUGGAGUACGACGACUGGACACUCACGUUGGCCCACAAGGCGUACCGCACCUCGCCCUACCCGACUUAG
Messenger RNA from Trypanosoma grayi, 849 nucleotides. RefSeq names its product chaperone DnaJ protein. The record is from RefSeq and is a predicted model, not a curated record. The coding region runs from base 1 to 849 and encodes 282 amino acids. NCBI's taxonomy places the organism in Eukaryota, Euglenozoa, Kinetoplastea, Trypanosomatida, Trypanosomatidae. The transcript has a single exon.